AUGGCGCCCGGUGAGAAGAGACAGUUGGAGAAUGUGAUCAACGAGGUGUUAAAGAAUGGCGAUUUCCAGCAGCUGCACCUCUUCUUGCAAAGAGGUGUUCCAGAGGACACCCCUAUGAAAUGCUCCCAACAGUUUGUCAACAAGUUGGAUCAACUUGUCAACAAGAGUUUGGACAGAAAUGAUCCCAAAGCAGUCAGUCUGAUCUUUGCAAGCCUCUACAAGUGUGGAAAAAACCUGAAAGUAUGUGGUACUGGCCAAGGACUCCCUGGGUUGAUAACUCGAGGUUUGGUCGAAAAGAUGGUUCAGUGGUUUGAGAAGUGCAAGCAGCUUUGGAUCCAGUAUGACCAGCAUCAGGAUGUGGCAUUCACCGUUUUAGAAGACUUCCUUAAUGUUUUGAUGAUGAUUCAUGAGGCCUGCAAAGAAGGUACAUACAAGGUCACUGAGUCUUUCCUGCAUCUUCUUGCUCAGUUGGCAGUUGAUCCCAGGGUCUACAUUCUGAUCCAAAAAGAGGCGAUUCGUGAUUUUAACUUGCUUCUGGAUAAAAUGCCAGUGGAACUGAAGAAAGAAAGGAAACUCCUAACAUCACAAGAGUUCUCAGAUCUCAUGAUGAAACUUGCUGGUCGUAUUUUAGAUGGUGGGGAUUAUGACUUUCAGUCAUCACUGAUCGAGUCGCUGUUCAGAAUGACCACUCCAGUCCAGAGGAGAGAGCUGGCUGACAGAUGGUUCAGCAUGGGGCACAUAGCCAGUGCAUUUACCAAGAUCUGUGAUUCAGAGUUUGAGACGGGUUGUCGCCAGUUUUUGAACAUGGUCAAUGGAAUGCAUGGAGACAAAAGAAGAGUAUACUCUUACCCCUGUUUGGAAGUUUUCCUCGACACACAUGAGCUCCUGAUGCCCGUAGAUGAGAAGCUCGAGGAAUUCUGGAUUGACUUCAACCUUGGCAGCCGCAGCAUUUCGUUUUAUUUUACCCUGGCUGACGCAGAGGAGAGCUACUGGGAAGCAAUGUCUAUCAACGCGAAUGAAGUUGUCAGCUACACUGUCACAGAGAAGUGUAAGAGGAAAGUCUUGCAGAUAAACAUGUCAGAGGUGGUGGUUGUUGGACCAGUGGAAGGAUCCAGUCUGAGCAUCCAUUUCAGCUCUUCCUUGGACAUCCUGCAGGCCGCUGCCAACAUCUAUGGACUCGGCAAAAACAGAGCCAUGUCGGUCGUGAAAAGUACAAUGGAAGAGAACAACACCCAGGUCAUUCCAGAGAGCCAGGUGUCUCUCAGUGGAAGUGAGAAAAACACUGCUCCCUACCUUUUACCUCCUCGCUCUGCUCCUUUGCAGAUGUCAACUCCAGCCAAACUGAGGAUUUUAGAGUCCACGCACGCCAUCGCUUGCAGUGGAGGAGGAAUGGUGCACAACGGAGGACCUUUCGCUCUUAAGAACAAAUUGUCCAUUUCUGAAAUGAUAAUGUUGCCCACACAGAAGAUCAACUCACUUCCAAAGCCUGAGUCUCGCUCGAGAUUGGGAGGAAAGCAGGAGCAUCCUCUGACCUUAAAGCAGAAAUUGUCAGUUCCAGAAACAUUUCCAGUGUGGCAAAGGAAGUUCCGCGUUGAGGUGACACAGCGUCUGCAAGGUUUACUUCACAUGGAGAACAAAGAUCCUCCACCCCAGGAACCUGCUGCACCCCAGGAAAAAGCGUCCAACAUCAAAAUAAACUCCAAAAACAGCAGCUCAGGAGAUCAGCGGAUGUCCUCACACUCUACCCCCGAAGAGCCACAGGUCCAGAGAAAAGAAAGAACCAGUGGAAAAACCAAAAGGCAAGCUUCAGCGGAUGUAGAGGCUUCAGUGGUGAAAAGCAGCAGGACCAAAACCCAGCAGGAGAAAGCAGCAUCCAAGAAGAACAAUGAUCCAGCCACUUCAAGUAAAAUGCAGAGAGACUCAGAUGUCGCCAGCAGCAUGUUAAAGCUCGUCAUGAACCAUUAUGAGAAGAAAACUAAAUCAACAAAAGAAAGUUCAGCAACUACUCCUCAGCCUUUAAAUCCUCCUCUUACUAACAGCGGUGUCCACAAGUCACCUUUGCGCCUCAACACAGCCAAGAAAGGACAACGUGCGGAAAAAAACAAGCGGCACGUGAAAAAGCAUUUAUUCAGCGACACAGACACAGACAAUGCCACGACGGAGGUCAGCUGGCUGAGGGAGUCAGGCAGGAAGCCCAAACCCAAUGUUACAAAAUACUCCAGAGAGGCGUCUAACAAGACCGCGGCGAAACCGCUUCGAACUUCAUGUCAAUCCUCAGAUUUGUUCCCAACCUCUGCAAAGGCUGUUUUGGGCAAUAGCAAACCCAGUAAGGCUGAACCCAAGAAGACAGUGAAGCGGCCAGCAGCAGCAGCAGCAGCAGCAGCAGCAGCAGGCACGAGCCCUCGAGCUGCUGUCAAGAGGCCAAAGAGAGCAGCAGCCACAUCCACCAAAAACUACAGAGAGCCAGAUAGCGAUGACAGCAAGUCAGACACUGACUUACCCCCUCUUCCUUCUAAGGUCAGGCCUCAGAAUGUCUUCAAGAAGAAAGUCGCUGCUCCCCAAGACCAGGAGAACACCGUCAAGGCUCCCCGGGUGCCAUGUAGGAUCACUCGCUACCCAUCCUCUCCUCUCAUGGAGAAGAUGAGAUAUGCAUAUUUUCAAUCCAAAUACUUCAAAUGUUACAUAAAGAGCCCUCUGACUCUCCAACCUCUUAAGUGUAAGUUGAUAUGUAGAAAAGCAUGCGUGUGUGUUGACCUUUUACUCUCUGCUCAACUUUUAAGCCAGCUGUUUGAACAUCUGUGCUUACUUUGGACCUUCACAGCUGCCGAGAGGUCAGCCCCGACCCUGGGUUCGGUCUGCUCCCCUCUCCUCAGCCCGCAGGGAUCCCCGCUGCCUGCCUCCCCUGACCCACCCAGCCAGGACAGCCCCCCACUGGUCCUGCUGCCCCCCCAGCGCCGGUCUCCAGUCAGCAGUAAAGGAAAAGGCUCACUGUCCUCUCUCUACGGAGCAGGAAAGGGUUCAUCCAAGACCAACUCAGUCCAGUCUGUUCGCUCUCUGACUUCCCCGAGAGGUCAAACUCGUGGAGCCCAUUCCACUGCGCGAGAGAAGAGUAAAGCUAAGAAAUACUUCUCUUCAGCAUCGCCGUCCCCUGUGUGUCUGCCCUCUCAACCCUUGUUGACUUCUACUGUCAACGAGCAGGACAAGUCGCCCGCCCCCUCUCCUCCGCAGUCGCCAUUACCUGAAGAAACUCUCAGCUACGGCCGCUACUACGGCAUGACCAAGAACUCCACGCCGUCAGGGCCUUCGCUGAGCCCGUCGUCCACGAAGUCCUCGGUGCUGACUGACGGCGAUAAGGACGGCCCGACUGCAGCAGCAGAGAAAACACCUCUUAGAAAAAGAGGCUCCAAGAUCGCAAAGCGUCACGGCUCAGGUCCCUGUCACAAGCGCCAUUUCUCGUCUAGUGAUUCAGAAGAUGAUGAAAAGCAGGUGAAAAAUAAAGGCAAGAUGAGGGACCAGCGUCCUCCUCGGAUGAAGCCAAGGAAGUUGUUCAAGUCUUUCACUGAGGCGUCUGCUCUGGAGAAGCUGAGGAAGGCCGGGGCUUCGGCCCACAGGAGUCACUGGGAGGACGAAGGUCUGGAUGAAGAUCUGGACGUGGAUGAAGACCCAGACGCUGCUGUGAACCCAGCCAACCUGUAUCAGCAGUUCAGCUCUGAAAUAAAAACUAAAUUCCAGAACCGUUACAGGAUGAUCGAGGCGUACCACAAGCAGUCCCUGAAGACUGUCCAGCAGCACGUCUCGUCCAUCAAAAAGCAGGUUAUCAAACACAGGACUCAGAGGCUUGAGCUGGUUCAGAAAGUCCUCUCAGAAGAAAUUAGUAAAUUGGAGCUGGACGACUCAGUGCUGAAAAGCAUGGAGAAAGACUCCACUGUGUACUGGAGAAAACAAACCACCACUCUCCGUUUGUACAAGAAGCAGGAAGUCACAAGGAAUGAGACCCUGAAGAGAGCGCUUCAGAGCACCACAUGCCAGAGUUUGGAGCAUGAGGAGGGAAUCUUCACAUCCCAGAUGGGCCUGAUGAGAAACGACAUGAAGUCAGCUCAGGACAGACUCCUCAGUAAGAUGCAAGAGAAUGAGCUGGAGAGCAUGAAGAGAGGGCUGCAUUCUUUGUUUUUCCCUUAAUGGAGCCAAGAUCUCCCCGA
Molecule: messenger RNA, 4199 nt
Organism: Salarias fasciatus (jewelled blenny)
Lineage: Eukaryota; Metazoa; Chordata; Actinopteri; Blenniiformes; Blenniidae
Gene: sycp2
Product: synaptonemal complex protein 2
Exons: 36
Coding region: 1-4179 (1392 amino acids)
Biological process (GO): male meiotic nuclear division; female meiotic nuclear division; mitotic G1 phase
Cellular component (GO): lateral element; condensed chromosome, centromeric region
Source: RefSeq, a predicted model, not a curated record